AUUAAAGUCAACAAGCUGCUGCGCAAUAACAUAGACUACAAUCAGUACAUUAAAAUCGACAUGAUGGCCACUUCACAGGAUUAUUUUGGCAAUCCUUAUGCACUAUUUCGCGGCCCGCCCAUCACAAUGCGGCCACGCACAUCGCCGCUGGGCGUGGCUGGACACUCGCAUGCCAGCUAUACGGCCCUCGAUCUACAGUCGCCGCACAAGCGUCACAUUGAGACGGAUGUGCGUGCACCGCCACCACCGUUGCCACCACCGCCGCUUGCAAUGCCGCCGUUGCCGCCAUCAUCGCCGAGGUAAGCCAGAGUCGAGGUGCAGGCGGGGGAGAAUUGAGUUGAUAUGCAUAUCAUCAGCAAC
Messenger RNA from Drosophila grimshawi, 360 nucleotides. RefSeq names its product sex determination protein fruitless-like. Bases 61 to 303 code for a protein of 80 amino acids. NCBI's taxonomy places the organism in Eukaryota, Metazoa, Arthropoda, Insecta, Diptera, Drosophilidae. The transcript is spliced from 2 exons. The record is from RefSeq and is a predicted model, not a curated record.